Molecule: messenger RNA, 2331 nt
Organism: Vanessa tameamea
Lineage: Eukaryota; Metazoa; Arthropoda; Insecta; Lepidoptera; Nymphalidae
Product: ATP-binding cassette sub-family B member 10, mitochondrial
Exons: 10
Coding region: 80-2194 (704 amino acids)
Biological process (GO): oligopeptide export from mitochondrion
Cellular component (GO): mitochondrial inner membrane
Molecular function (GO): ABC-type oligopeptide transporter activity; ATP hydrolysis activity; ATP binding
Source: RefSeq, a predicted model, not a curated record
UUUAUUGUAUUGUGGGAUGUCAAUGCGAUGACAGAUACGUUUUAUUUUUCUUUUGACUGAAAGUUUUAAAUUUAAUAAAAUGUUGCAAAGAUAUAUUAGUAAAAAUUUGUGUAGUAAAUUAUGUAGCAGACAGAGAAAUAUAUUAUUUAAUUUAACACUUCAAGGCCAUUCCUGUAAACAAUGCGGAUUUAAGUUAUAUUCUAGUCACAAAGUUCAAGCAUUACGAAAUAAUAAUGAAAGAAGUUUAUUACACGGGAAUAAUAGAUUUUUACUAAAGUUAAGAUACUACACUAGCCAGGUGGACACUCAAAAGAAAAAUGGACGCGUCGAAACCAUCAAAGAUAAUACGGAGAUAGCGACCUCAAAAAAGAUUAAUGUAAAGUUAAAACCAUCCGAGUUAAAAAGACUUUUAUCUUUGGCAGAGCCAGAAAAAUGGACCCUUACUGGUGCUAUUGGUUUAUUAUUUAUAUCAUCUAGUGUUACAAUGGCUGUGCCAUUCUCAUUAGGUAUGGUGCUGGAUAUAAUAUACAGUGGCACAAAUGAUCUAGUGACUGCUAGAGAAAAGCUCGAUGAAUUAUGCUUGGUGCUUUGUGGAGUUUUUCUUGUUGGCGGCCUUUGCAACUUUGGCCGAGUGUACUUGAUGUCAAUAUCUGGGCAGAGAAUGACGCAGUCACUUCGAAAAAAAGUUUUCUCAUCAAUUAUGCGGCAAGAACCAGCGUGGUUUGGUAGAACAUCAACUGGCGAGCUUGUGAAUAGACUAUCGGCAGACACACAAUUAGUGGGCCGAAAUCUUAGUUCAAAUGUUAGUGAUGGUCUACGGUCGCUCUUCAUGGUAGGAGCUGGGACAGGCAUGAUGUUCUACAUGUCACCAUCCCUAGCUUUGAUAGGAUUAUGCGUAGUUCCGCCAGUAUCGAUGCUUGCUGUUAUCUAUGGUCGAUUUGUUCGAGGCAUCACUAGACAGCUUCAAGAUGCACUAGCUGAAACCAGCGAGCUUGCUGAAGAAAAGAUUUCUAACAUCAAAACUGUGAAAGCAUUUAGCAAAGAAAAGAAAGAAUGUGAAUCAUAUGCUCAACGAAUUGAAACUUUACUUCAAUUGGCCUACAAGGAGUCCUUAGCAGUUGGAAGUUUCUAUGGCUUGACGGGUUUAUCAGGCAACACUAUAAUAAUCUUGGUGCUUUACUAUGGUGGUGGUAUGGUGGCGACAGAACAGAUGACCGUUGGAAACCUCACAUCUUUCCUACUAUACGCUGCAUAUGUUGGCAUAAGUAUUGGUGGCCUCAGUAGUUUUUAUACUGAAUUGAAUAAGGGUAUGGGUGCUGCUACGAGGCUCUGGGAAUUAAUGGAUAGGGAACCAAAAAUAUCAACAUCAGGAGGCUUAAGGCCAAAAGAAAGACCGAAAGGGGAACUUAUAUUAGAGAAUAUAAAUUUUUCUUACGCUGGAGCUCCUUUGAUUAAGGGUCUCACUUUACAUCUGUUACCUGGAAAGAACGUUGCUCUAGUGGGAAGAUCUGGCUGUGGCAAGAGUACAAUAGCAUCUCUUAUAUUAAGGCUAUAUGAUCCUGAUAGUGGGAGGGUACUGUUGGAUGGAGUAGAUAUAAGGCACUUGGAUCCAGUUUGGUUAAGAAGUCACAUAGGAUUUGUUAGUCAGGAACCUGUUCUUUUUAGUGGAAGUAUAAAAGAAAACAUAUUAUACGGCGCUCUCGAUGAUUGCGAAACAUCGGAAGAAGGAAAGGAGGCGCCGUGGCUGGUGGCGGCGCGCGCGGCGCAGCUGCAGGAGGUGGCGGGCGGCGCGGGCGCGGGCGCGGCGGGCUGGCGGCGCCAGGUGGGCGCGCGCGGCUCGCAGCUCAGCGGCGGACAGAAGCAGCGCGUCGCCAUCGCGCGCGCCAUCGUCAAGAAUCCAAAAAUCCUCAUACUCGACGAAGCUACCUCAGCAUUAGAUACAUAUUCAGAAUAUUUAGUUGAUAAAGCGCUCAAGGAAAUCAGUAGAGAUAGAACAGUACUAACUAUAGCGCACAGACUGAGCACCAUACAAUCAGCUGACGAAGUAGCCGUUGUAGGAGACGGCGUUAUCGUCGAAAAGGGAACUUAUACCGAAUUGAUGGCAAAAUCAGACGGGUACUUCAAAGAACUUAUAAAUCACCAAGCAUUUAUAAAUUCUCAGCCUAAAAAUACAACAGAUGUACAAAACAGCUAAUAUAAACCGAAACUAAUUAUUUUCGGUAUAGGACCUCUUUUACUAAUAUACAUCGAAAUAUUUUUGUACAUAUGUUAUACUAUUAUGACUAUUUAAAUUUUUUUUUGUGCAAUUUCAUAGAGAUCCUUAAAAUAAUG